AUGAAAAGGAAGCGUGGCGUCUCGGUAUACAUGGUUUCCGGCGACGACGAGGGAGCUAUCCAAUAUCUGGUGUCCGAGCUCAGCAUCCUCAGCGACAAUGUGCGCGCCCGCAGCUCCCCGGCCGACAAGAAGGACUGCAUCCAGAUGUUCCUCGGCCACACUGCCACAGGUCGCGAGAAGGCGGCUCUCAUCGCCGUCCUCGUCGUCGUCUUCUGCGGCGACGGCAACCAACGACGCCGUCGCUAG
Messenger RNA from Microdochium trichocladiopsis, 246 nucleotides. RefSeq lists its product as uncharacterized. The record is from RefSeq and is a predicted model, not a curated record. The transcript has 2 exons. Bases 1 to 246 code for a protein of 81 amino acids. NCBI's taxonomy places the organism in Eukaryota, Fungi, Ascomycota, Sordariomycetes, Xylariales, Microdochiaceae.